CUUUGACCUGGCUCUAUGGGCCACCCUCCAACGUCAGGAAAUUUCAGCCUAUGUGUAGGGAAUGAAUCCAUGCCCAAGAAUCCACCAGUCUCCAUUUUCUCAGGUCUGAAGAGGAUGUUAGGUGCUAUGCUUUUUCCUGGGGAAGGAUCUGAAGAUGGCGGAGGAAGGAAGCUGUGUCUUCUUUCCUUGCUUCUCAUUGGCUUCUGGGGCUGUGUGGCCUCUCACUGGAACCCUGUGGGGGAUAUCUGCACUGCCAAGCCCAGGGACAUUCCAGUGAAUCCCAUGUGCAUUUACCGGCACCCAGAGAAGAAGCCAUCAGAAGAUGAGGGCUCAGAGCAGAAGAAAGUCCCAGAGUUGACCAACCCAAGAGUGUGGGAACUGUCCGAGGCCAACUCCCGCUUUGCGACAGAGUUCUACAAGCAGCUGGCAGAUUCCAAAAACAGCAAUGACAACAUCUUCUUGUCACCUCUCAGUAUCUCCACAGCUUUCGCCAUGACCAAGCUAGGGGCUUGCAACAAUACACUCAAGCAGCUCAUGGAGGUGUUCAAGUUUGAUACGAUCUCAGAGAAAACAUCAGAUCAGGUCCACUUCUUCUUUGCCAAGCUGAAUUGCCGGCUUUAUCGAAAGGCUAAUAAAUCCUCUGAAUUGGUGGCAGCCAAUCGCCUCUUUGGAGAAAAGUCACUCACUUUCAAUGAGACCUACCAGGAUAUCAGUGAGGCGGUAUAUGGAGCCAAGCUUCAGCCUCUGGACUUCAAGACAAGCCCAGAGCUGUCAAGAGUGACCAUUAAUGACUGGGUUGCAAACAAGACAGAAGGGCUCAUCACCGACGUCCUUCCUAAGGGUGCUAUCACUGACCUUACCUCCUUGGUGCUAGUCAACACUAUUUACUUCAAGGGUCUGUGGAAGUCCAAGUUUAUGCCAGGGAACACCAAGAAGGAGCUGUUCCACAAGGCAGAUGGUGAGCAGUGCUCGGUGUCCAUGAUGUAUCAGGAGAACAAGUUCCGCUACCGCUCUGUGAAGGGGAGCAGUCAGGUGGAGGUGCUGGAACUGCCCUACAAAGGCGAUGACAUCACCAUGGUGCUGAUCCUGCCCAAGCCUGAGAAACCUCUGGAGAAGGUGGAAAGGGACCUGACGCCGGAAGUGCUCCGGGAGUGGCUGGAGAGCCUCGAGGAGACUUUGCUGGCGGUUCACGUGCCCCGGUUCCGAAUUGAGGACAACUUCAGCGUGAAAGAGAACCUGAAGCAGAUGGGCCUGGAUGAUCUCUUCAGCCCAGAGAAAGCCAAUCUGCCAGGGAUCAUCACAGAAAACCAGGAAACCGGAAACCUUUUUGUGUCGGAUGCAUUCCAUAAGGCAUUCCUCGAGGUCAACGAAGAAGGCAGUGAAGCUGCUGCCAGCACUGCAGUCGUGAUUUCUGGGCGUUCGCUCAACUUUAACAGGGUGACCUUCAAGGCCAACAGGCCCUUCCUGGUGCUCAUCAGGGAAGUUGCUCUCAAUACUAUCAUUUUCAUGGGCAGAAUAUCCAACCCUUGUGUGAACUGAGGUGCUGCUCUCUUGUGCCUCUCUACUGUAGUUUGUGGAUGCAAGUAAAUAAAACUUUGACUAUU
Monodelphis domestica (gray short-tailed opossum) is the source of this 1604-nucleotide messenger RNA. It is a transcript of the gene SERPINC1, whose product is annotated as serpin family C member 1. Gene Ontology annotation, biological process: regulation of blood coagulation. Lineage: Eukaryota; Metazoa; Chordata; Mammalia; Didelphimorphia; Didelphidae. The record is from RefSeq and is a predicted model, not a curated record. Gene Ontology annotation, molecular function: serine-type endopeptidase inhibitor activity.